Messenger RNA from Procambarus clarkii (red swamp crayfish), 2151 nucleotides. The record is from RefSeq and is a predicted model, not a curated record. NCBI's taxonomy places the organism in Eukaryota, Metazoa, Arthropoda, Malacostraca, Decapoda, Cambaridae.
AUGUACUCGCCCUCCAGAGCUACGACUCCAGUACGCUCCGAGGAGGACUACUCGCCCUCCAGAGCUACGACUCCAGUACGCUCCGAGGAGGACUACUCGCCCUCCAGAGCUACGACUCCAGUACGCUCCGAGGAGGACUACUCGCCCUCCAGAGCUACGACUCCAGUACGCUCCGAGGAGGACUACUCGCCCUCCAGAGCUACGACUCCAGUACGCUCCGAGGAGGACUGCUCGCCCUCCAGAGCUACGACUCCAGUACGCUCCGAGGAGGACUACUCGUCCUCCAGUACGCUCCUAGGAGGACUGCACGCCCUCCAGAGCUACGAAUCCAGUACGCUCCUAGGAGGACUACUCGCCCUCCAGAGCUACGACUCCUCUCCUGCACGCCCCAGCCGGCUCCUGCACGCCCCUAACCAGCUCCUGCACGCCCCUAACCAGCUCCUGCACGCCCCAGCCGGCUCCUGCACGCCCCCAUCCGGCUCCUGCACGCCCCUAACCAGCUCCUGCACGCCCCAGCCGGCUCCUGCACGCCCCAGCCGGCUCCUGCCCGCCCCAGCCGGCUCCUGCACGCCCCCAUCCGGCUCCUGCACGCCCCCAUCCGGCUCCUGCACGCCCCAGCCGGCUCCUGCACGCCCAACCGGCUCCUGCACGCCCCAGCCGGCUCCUGCACGCCCCAGCCGGCUCCUGCACGCCCCCAUCCGGCUCCUGCACGCCCCCUUCCGGCUCCUGCACGCCCCAGCCGGCUCCUGCACGCCCCAGCCGGCUCCUGCACGCCCCAGCCGGCUCCUGCCCGCCCCAGCCGGCUCCUGCACGCCCCUAACCGGCUCCUGCACGCCCCAGCCGGCUCCUGCACGCCCCAACCGGCUCCUGCACGCCCCAGCCAGCUCCUGCACGCCUCUAACCAGCUCCUGCACGCCCCAGCCGGCUCCUCUCCUGAACGCCUCUAACCAGCUCCUGCUCGCCUCUAACCAGCUCCUGAACGCCCUGCUCGCCUCUAACCAGCUCCUGAACGCCUCUAACCAGCUCCUGCUCGCCUCUAACCAGCUCCUGAACGCCUCUAACCAGCUCCUGCUCGCCUCUAACCAGCUCCUGAACGCCUCUAACCAGCUCCUGCUCGCCUCUAACCAGCUCCUGAACGCCUCUAACCAGCUCCUGCUCGCCUCUAACCAGCUCCUGAACGCCUCUAACCAGCUCCUGCUCGCUUCUAACCAGCUCCUGCUCGCCUCUAACCAGCUCCUGAACGCCUCUAACCAGCUCCUGCUCGCCUCUAACCAGCUCCUGAACGCCUCUAACCAGCUCCUGCUCGCCUCUAACCAGCUCCUGAACGCCUCUAACCAGCUCCUGCUCGCCUCUAACCAGCUCCUGAACGCCUCUAACCAGCUCCUGCUCGCCUCUAACCAGCUCCUGCACGCCUCUAACCAGCUCCUGAACGCCUCUAACCAGCUCCUGCUCGCCUCUAACCAGCUCCUGAACGCCUCUAACCAGCUCCUGCUCGCCUCUAACCAGCUCCUGAACGCCUCUAACCAGCUCCUGCACGCCUCUAACCAGCUCCUGCUCGCCUCUAACCAGCUCCUGCACGCCUCUAACCAGCUCCUGAACGCCUCUAACCAGCUCCUGCACGCCUCUAACCAGCUCCUGAACGCCUCUAACCAGCUCCUGCACGCCUCUAACCAGCUCCUGCACGCCUCUAACCAGCUCCUGAACGCCUCUAACCAGCUCCUGAACGCCUCUAACCAGCUCCUGCUCGCCUGUAACCAGCUCCUGCACGCCCCUAACCAGCUCCUGCACGCCCCUAACCAGCUCCUGCACGCCCCUAACCAGCUCCUGCACGCCCCUAACCAGCUCCUGCACGCCCCAGCCGGCUCCUGCACGCCCCUAACCAGCCCCUGCACGCCCCAACCGGCUCCUGCACGCCCCCAGCCGGCUCCUGCACGCCCCAUACGGCUCCUGCACGCCCCUAACCAGCCCCUGCACGCCCCCAGCCGGCUCCUGCACGCCCCCAUCCGCCAGCUUCACCAUCUCUUUGGCACCGUGUCAAGUGCCAUGGAAGAUAGACGUGGCACUCAUGCCAAACCUGACCCCCACAUGUUGUGCACGUCCUCAACAGCAAUUACUGUUAAAAUUUUUAGGUGGCUAGCCUUAAGCAUCUAG